Molecule: messenger RNA, 2888 nt
Organism: Cucumis melo (muskmelon)
Lineage: Eukaryota; Viridiplantae; Streptophyta; Magnoliopsida; Cucurbitales; Cucurbitaceae
Product: pentatricopeptide repeat-containing protein At1g56690, mitochondrial-like
Exons: 2
Coding region: 250-2376 (708 amino acids)
Biological process (GO): RNA modification
Molecular function (GO): zinc ion binding; protein binding; RNA binding
Source: RefSeq, a predicted model, not a curated record
AAACAAACCCGUCAAAGUUGGCCUUUUUGUGGUAAUUUCGCAAAGUUUCUUCUCCAUGAUUUUGCUCUCGCGGAUUAUUUUACUCUUUCGUUUUGAAUCUCUUUUCUGCAUUUAGCCAAGUGGAAGAAAAAUCUAGUUCUGUUCUUUCAUCACUUUACCUCUUCUUUCAGUCUUCUUUAAUUGUUUGCUUCUAUAGCUUGUUAUUCAAAAUUUUGAAACUUGUAGUGUUUUUUUCAACCUGGGUAUUCAAUGUUCUCUGGAUUAAUGUUCUUCCGUUUGGUGCUGAAUCGUUUUUACUCUUCUAAUUUUAUAAUUUCAUCUAAUGCUCUUAUUGCCCGGUAUUCUCGAUUGGGUCAAAUCGAGAAGGCUCGGGCUGUGUUCGAUGAAAUGCGUGACAAAAACAUCAUUUCAUGGAACUCAAUUGUUGCUGGCUACUUUCAGAACAAACGGCCUCAGGAAGCCCAGAACAUGUUUGAUAAAAUGUCUGAGAGGAAUACUAUAUCUUGGAAUGGUUUGAUUUCUGGGUAUAUUAACAAUGGGAUGAUCAAUGAAGCUAGGAAAGUGUUUGAUAGAAUGCCUGAGAGGAAUGUUGUUUCGUGGACUGCAAUGGUUAGGGGGUAUGUGAAGGAGGGUAUUAUUUCUGAGGCAGAGACACUUUUUUGGCAAAUGCCUGAAAAGAAUGUAGUAUCUUGGACGGUGAUGUUGGGUGGCCUUAUUCAAGAAGGACGGAUGGAUGAGGCUUGUAGGCUUUUCGAUAUGAUGCCUGAGAAGGAUGUGGUGACACGAACUAAUAUGAUUGGAGGAUAUUGCCAAGUAGGCCGUUUAGUGGAAGCUCGUAGGCUUUUCGAUGAGAUGCCUUGCCGGAAUGUCGUGUCAUGGACUACGAUGAUAACAGGAUAUGUGCAGAACCAACAAGUGGAUAUUGCUAGAAAGCUGUUUGAAGUCAUGCCAGAGAAAAAUGAGGUUUCAUGGACUGCUAUGCUGAAGGGCUACACCAAUUGUGGGCGGCUUGAUGAGGCUUCAGGACUUUUUAAUGCAAUGCCAAUUAAGUCGGUUGUUGCUUGUAAUGCAAUGAUUCUUUGUUUUGGUCAGAAUGGGGAGGUCCCAAAAGCAAGACAAGUGUUUGAUGAAAUGAGAGAAAAGGAUGAAGGAACAUGGAGUGCUAUGAUUAAAGUGUAUGAACGGAAAGGCCUUGAGUUAGAUGCACUUGAGUUGUUUCGUAUGAUGCAAAGAGAAGGAAUAAGGCCAAACUUUCCUUCUUUGAUCAGCGUUCUUUCCGUUUGUGCUGGCUUGGCUAAUCUCGAUCAUGGUAGAGAGAUACAUGCCCAGCUUGUGAGAUCCCAAUUUGACCUUGAUGUCUAUGUUGCCUCCGUUCUUCUCUCGAUGUAUAUAAAGUGUGGCAAUCUGGCGAAAGCAAAACAAGUAUUUGAUAGGUUUGCAGUUAAGGAUGUUGUCAUGUGGAACUCGAUUAUCACAGGAUAUGCCCAACAUGGUCUAGGGGAGGAAGCAUUACGAGUUUUCCAUGAUAUGCAUUUUUCAGGUAUCAUGCCAGAUGAUAUCACAUUUGUUGGAGUUCUUUCGGCAUGUAGUUACACUGGCAAUGUGAAAAAGGGCUUAGAAAUUUUCUAUUCCAUGGAAACAAAGUAUCAAGUGGAACAAAAAAUUGAACAUUAUGCCUGCAUGGUUGAUUUGCUUGGUCGAGCUGGUAAACUAAAUGAGGCAAUGGAUCUAAUAGAAAAAAUGCCAAUGGAAGCUGAUGCUAUUAUUUGGGGUGCCUUAUUAGGUGCUUGCAGAACCCACAUGAAAUUGGAUUUGGCUGAAGUUGCAGCCAAAAAGCUUCUAUAUCUUGAGCCUAAAAAUGCAGGGCCUUUCAUUUUGUUGUCAAAUAUUUAUGCAUCUCAAGGUAGAUGGGGUGAUGUUGCUGAGUUGCGGAGAAAUAUGAGGGAUAGGCAUGUGAGCAAGUACCCAGGCUGUAGCUGGAUUGUUGUAGAGAAGAAAGUUCAUAAGUUUACAGGAGGUGAUAGCUCGGGACACCCUGAGCAUUCUGAGAUCAAUAGAAUAUUAGAGUGGUUGUCUGGAUUGCUAAGAGAGGCAGGAUAUUACCCAGAUCAAAGUUUUGUGCUACAUGACGUAGAUGAAGAAGAGAAAGUGCAAAGCUUGGAGUACCAUAGUGAAAAACUUGCUGUGGCAUACGGACUUUUCAAAAUACCUAAAGGUAUGCCGAUUCGUGUAAUGAAGAAUCUCCGUGUUUGUGGGGAUUGCCACGCUGCAAUUAAACUAAUUGCAAAGGUUACAGGAAGAGAGAUCAUCUUGAGAGAUGCCAAUCGCUUCCAUCAUUUUAAGGAUGGCUCAUGCUCUUGCCAGGAUUAUUGGUGAUCUCCAAUAUGUUUCAUUGUAUUGAGCUAGAAUUAAUGCAUAUCGACAUUUGCCCACAUGAGGCAAAUGAGUGAUGACCAAUCUCAUUCACCCCUAUGGCCCGGCCCCUAUACAUGUUGAUUUUGCAACUGCAAUCUAUCACGCUGGUGGAAAAAGGGAAAUCUACAAACAUUUUGGAACUACUAGUUGUCUGAUCCAUCAGCCAAGUGCAGCAUUUUGACGAUCAGCUCUACUGUGGAAUCUUGAAAAUUUGUUAUGACGAGUAGCCUGGUCACAAGGCUUGCUUAUCUUAAACAAAUUUAAGAAUUUGACUUUACGGAGAAAGUUUACUUAAGGGCGCCACUAAUUCGCAAGACAAAAUCCCUUUCAAUACGUAUCAACAUGGCUUACUUAAAACCUCCCACAGUUACGAGGCUCUUAGUUGUAAAGAAUUGUUUUUAAAAUUCUUUUGCACAUUCCUUCCACCUAUGUAAAAUCCCAAAUUAAUGAUAAUUUAAUUUUAGUUAUGUUAA